AUGCCACCAACAGCCAUCGCAACAUCGCCUGGACCUGAUGGUCAAGCACUACCCACCAAGGAUCUAACUAUUAACGGCGAAACGAAGGCGCCUGCUGUUACUGCAACAGAAAUAAGCGAUGGAAAAAUUACUGAGACCCUCCCGCGCACAAUAGACCCACCAUUAAUCCUAGAAAACCACCCCGUUGACGAGCGUCUCCCAUUAAAGGCCAUCGUAGUCGGAGCAGGAAUCACAGGCAUCACGGCAGGCGUGCUUCUACCGGCAAAAGUUCCAGGUCUCAGUUUGACUAUCUACGAACGGCACUCUGAUAUCGGCGGCGUAUGGCAUUCGAAUCAGUAUCCGGGCGUGAAAUGCGACGUUCCAUCCCAUGUCUACCAGUCCACGUUCUCGCCGUCCAAAACCUGGACAGAGAACUACUCGCGCGGGGCCGAGAUCAAGUCCUACUGGAAGGCCGUGGCCACAAAGUAUUCGGUGUGGAAAUACAUCCAAACGAACUCCCAAAUCGUAUCUGCAAGGUGGUCGGAAUCAGACGCGAAAUGGACUGUCACGGUUAAACAGACAGACCCCAGCACCGGGAUAAGCAGCACCAUCGAAGACGAAGCGGACUUCCUGAUAACGGGGACCGGACGCUUCAGUAACCCCCGUCUGCCGAAUAUCCCUGGUCUGGAUAAUUUCCGGGGGAAAGUAAUCCAUACCGGGAGAUGGGAUCCUACCUUUGAACCAGAAGGGAAGAAUCUAGCGCUCAUCGGUAACGGCGCCUCAGGGCUGCAGAUCUUGCCUGAGCUGCAGAAAGUCGCGAACCGUGUAGAUCACUACACCCGUAAUCCAACCUGGGUAGCAGGGAGUUUGGGCGGAGAGAAACUCAGCCGGACGGUUCCAAUUGCGGAAGAUUUGAAGGAGUCAUGGGAGAAUGAUAGUGCAGCAUACCAUGCAUACAGGAAGGAACUGGAAACACAGUCCUGGACACGGUUCGGACUCGUUCAAAAGGGAGGCGAGAGGAAUAAAGCAGCCCGCGAGGAAUUCGAGAAGCUUAUGGCGAUUAGAUUGGGCGAGAAGAAGGAUGAGCUGCUUGAGCUUGUCUUGCCUGAUUUCCCGCCUACCUGUCGACGACUGACCCCGGGUCCUGGAUACCUGGAGGCAGUUGCAAAGGAGAACGUGGAGUACAUCCGGACCCCGAUAGAGACGCUCACAGAGAGCGGAAUCAAAACUGCGGACGGAAAUGAACGCCAUGUUGACGCCGUGAUCUGUGCCACUGGCGUAGACGUCACCGACACACCGGGGUUUCCAAUCUUCAACGGCACCGGCACAAAUCUCCAAACACUCUGGCAAGACGGCGGCGAUCCCGGAUUCCCAGAUACGUACUUGGGCAUUGCAGCCGCCGACUUCCCGAAUCUGCUCUUCAUCGGGGGUCCCAAUUCCGCCUCUGGGUUUGCAGGGACAGUCCCGCAUACCAUCGAGACGCAGGUAACGUACAUUGCAAAGAUCCUGCGGAAAGUAUCAUCGCAGCGGAUCCGGACGAUUGCUCCAUCGCGGGCUGCGGUGGUGGACUUCAGAGCCUACUGCGAGUCCUUCUUCCCGACCACGGUUCUCGGCGAGGGAUGCAGUUCUUGGUAUAACAAUCAGGUGAAAGGCGGACGAAUUGUCGCGGUGUGGCCUGGGAGUGGUGCCCAUGUGAACUACAUUCGAAGGGAUGUGCGCUGGGAGGACUUUGAGUAUACAUAUCACAAUUCCCAGGGAAACCGGUUUGGAUAUUUUGGGAAUGGGUGGACGAGCAGGGAUGUUGCUGCGAAGGACGGUGGUGAGGAUGCAAAGGGUGUGGACUUUACAUACUAUCUGAAGCCCCAGGCGAGUAGUGGCGACGGUGUUGAUUUACGGGGUUAUCAUGAGGCUUGGUGGGAAGUUUGA
This is a messenger RNA of Aspergillus puulaauensis, 1905 nucleotides long. RefSeq names its product flavin-containing monooxygenase. The record is from RefSeq and is a predicted model, not a curated record. The transcript has 3 exons. Lineage: Eukaryota; Fungi; Ascomycota; Eurotiomycetes; Eurotiales; Aspergillaceae. Gene Ontology annotation, molecular function: NADP binding; N,N-dimethylaniline monooxygenase activity; flavin adenine dinucleotide binding. Bases 1 to 1905 code for a protein of 634 amino acids.